Acyrthosiphon pisum (pea aphid) is the source of this 1772-nucleotide messenger RNA. Its product is annotated as zinc finger protein 525. Lineage: Eukaryota; Metazoa; Arthropoda; Insecta; Hemiptera; Aphididae. Gene Ontology annotation, biological process: regulation of transcription by RNA polymerase II. The transcript is spliced from 4 exons. Gene Ontology annotation, cellular component: nucleus. The record is from RefSeq and is a predicted model, not a curated record. Gene Ontology annotation, molecular function: DNA-binding transcription factor activity, RNA polymerase II-specific. Bases 559 to 1539 code for a protein of 326 amino acids.
GCGACUUACUCAUUUCGUGUCUGGGGACGUUAUAGCGUUAUCACUUAUCAAAAGCAGACUGCGGAGUUUGGUCUCCGCUAUAUUAUUCUUUACUCUAUGGUCUCCACUAUCCUUAUUAUAGACUUUAGUCUUCAUGGUUUAGAAAAAAAAAAUAAUGGUUAAUGCGUUAGUAGUUAUACCUAGUUGGUACUUAAUCGAGUAUAUAUCAUAUUAUCAUAAUAUGUCAUAGUACUUAUGAUUAUUGAAAAUUGUACCUACUUAUAUAAACAAAUUAAAUUAAUACUUAGAUAUUAUUAUUUAUCAUUGUUAAUAUUAAAAUAUCUUUCUUUCGGACUUCUGACUAUGAUUCAAGAUACUCUACUAAACUGUGGCUCUGACUCAUGACUACGCUGUGACCUGAGACACAAUAUUCUGACUUUUAUUGUAGUCAUUAGGGGUCUGAUACCUACUUUGAUGGUUGUUUUUGUUUUGUGACCAAAACAAAGUUCUUCCAUCUACCGAAGUACCAAGUGCAGAGUUUCAGAUUAAGAUUUGUUCAAAUACUUCAAAAGGUCUAAAAUGUCUAGAAUAAUUUCAUCUAUCAAAUGUGAGCAACAAAAUGUAUACAUUAAGCAAGAACAUAAUAUUGAUGAAUCAACUGAAUAUAAUGAUAGUAAUGAUGGAGAAUUUACUUAUCAAUGUUACAGGUCAGUGCAAGAUUCUAAAUAUACUACAGAAAAUUCUGAAACACAAAUAAAAACUGAAGUGGAUAUAAGUGACGACAUUAUACAUGAAAGUUUUUUUAAGAGAGAGAAUUACAAUUGUGAUCCAUCAAUCAUUAUGUGCCAUACGCCUACAACAUCUUACAUAAAAAGCGAGUCUACAAAUUGCAAUCUGAAUACUAAAGCUUUAACCAUAAAUUUAACACCUCCUGAACACAAGACUGCAUUAUAUGAAAAAAAACAAUACUUUUCUCAAAUUGAAAUCAAAUCUGAAAAACCAUAUAAAUGUGGUAUUUGUAAUAAAUCAUUUUCAUUGAAAGGAACCUUAAAAACUCACCUUUGGAUUCAUUUGAAAAUUAAACCUUACAAAUGUUUCAUUUGCUACAAAUCUUAUUCUCAGGCAUCAACUUUAAUUACUCACAAAAUAACUCAUAAGGCUGAGAAACCAUUUAAUUGUGAUAUUUGCAAAAAGUCGUUCGCACAGAAAGUAAAUUUGAAAACUCACAUGAUGUUUCAUAUGGGUGAAAAAUCUAAUAACAAAACUUGUAAUAAAAGAAUUUCAUUAAAAGAAUUUCAUACAAAAACUCUUACUGAUGAAAAUUCAAACAAAUCUGUCAUCUGUAAUAGAUUAUUGUCUCGAGGAACAACUUUAAGUGUUAAACAACCAUAUAAAUGCCAUAUUUGUAGUAAAUCAUUUUCAUAUAAAGGAACCUUGAAAACUCACUUAACAAUUCAUAAUAAAGAAAAACCAUAUAAAUGCCAUAUUUGUAGUAAAUCAUAUUCUCAGAAAGGAUACAUGAAAAUUCACACAAGAAUUCAUAAAAGAGAAAAUCCAUAAUAUAAAGAAAUAUUUAAAGAAAAAAAACAUUGUCUCAGACAUGAUUUUAAAUACAAACCACAUUAUUCAUAAGGUCCGUUAAAUAGUUAACUGUGCUCUCUGUAAACAGUCUUGCUCAAAAAAUACUUGUAAUUAAGUCACUUAAAAGUUUAUAAAAUAUACUAGCUGUUCUGCCUAAUAUUGUCCAGGGCAGAUUUGUAUUUUUAAUAAAUAUAUUUGUACAAAGUGAUAUA